AUGAAGUUCAUCACUCUCACCAUUGCAGCCGUCGGCGUCGCCGCCCUACCGCAAACUCUCCAGGCCCCUGCUGCCUACACGCCAUGUGGCGCCCUAAUAAAUAACUGCUGCAAGAUGGCGCCGGGGCCCAACGCCGCCAAGUUCAUGGACUGCAGUGUUCUCCCCGGCCCCUUACCAAAUUACGUAUACUUUAUACAGAGCUGCGCGCCCUCUUAUAAAAUCCCGUCGUGCUGUGCGGAAAAGAAGUCGUCGAACUUGAUUGAAGGCUUUUUCAACAAUGUUCUGGGCACCAAUCUUGGAGAGUCCCAGUGUGUUCUCCCUCCUCCCCAACCGUAG
This is a messenger RNA of Metarhizium robertsii ARSEF 23, 336 nucleotides long. RefSeq names its product Beta-ketoacyl synthase. The record is from RefSeq and is a predicted model, not a curated record. Lineage: Eukaryota; Fungi; Ascomycota; Sordariomycetes; Hypocreales; Clavicipitaceae. Bases 1 to 336 code for a protein of 111 amino acids. The transcript has 3 exons.